Messenger RNA from Linum tenue, 219 nucleotides. The record is from the annotation of a GenBank genome assembly. NCBI's taxonomy places the organism in Eukaryota, Viridiplantae, Streptophyta, Magnoliopsida, Malpighiales, Linaceae.
UUGGAACACUACAAGAGGCUUUUGGUGGAGAGUAAAGACGUGAUGAAGGAGAAGGACAAGGAGAAGGAGUCGGCGAUGAAUCGAUUGAUGGAAGUGAUUGAGGACAGGGAUGGGGAGAUUCGGCGAUUGAAGUUGAGGUUGGAUGAGGCGGGUGGUAGUGGCGGCAAUGGACUUGGGACAACAGGAGGUGGUCAUUAUAUCAUUACGUAUGUAUUGUGA